AUGGCGCGCAUCCCAGUACAGGAGCUCGGCAAGUAUCUGCUCUCCGGACAACUCUCGAAACAGGGCUGUCUUCGAAGCUCAUCACGACCGCUCCUCCGAUCAAGUAUUCGCUGCUUCGGAAGUCAAUUGAACACAAGUAUAAGGAUACAGCAGCCCUCGAUUCGAUCUAUUCGCUCCGUCGCCAGCCCGUCUCCAGCAGAUGCAUCGGCAAAUACUGCAACUUCACCUCCGACAUCCUCCCAUCAUGUUCCUCUCCGGAAACAGCUCAAAGACCAGGCCAAGGCUCUCAAGGCCUCCGGCAAAAAGAAGAAGCCCAAUGCGCAGAACCAGACCGUCCCCGGCUGGGAGCUGACCGUCGGCAUCGAGAUCCACGCCCAGCUCAACACCCCCCGCAAGCUCUUCUCCUCCGCGACACUUCCCGCCGCGACAGACGACCCGAACACGCGCGUCGAGCUCUUCGAUCUGGCCAUGCCAGGCUCGCAGCCCAUCUUCCAGCAAUCCACGCUCAUCCCGGCCGUCCGCGCCGCGCUCGCGCUCAACUGCGACGUCCAAAAGAUCAGCAGGUGGGACCGCAAACACUACUUCCACUGGGACCAGCCGAGCGGGUACCAGCUGACGCAGUACUACGAGCCGUUUGCGCGUGAAGGGCACAUCGAACUGCUUGCGAGGGACGGAAUCGCGGCUGAGGACGGCGAAGCGGUGCGCAUCGGCAUCAGACAGGUCCAAAUGGAGCAAGACACAGCGAAGACGCUAGCGCAGCCGGGCGAGAUUCACUGGCUGAACUUCAAUCGCGUCGGCGUUCCACUGAUUGAAAUCAUCACGCAGCCGGAUAUUCAUCACCCUGCUACGGGGGCGGCUCUGGUGCGCAAGGUGCAGAUGUUGCUCAACUCAGUGGAUGCGUGCGUGAGCGGGAUGGAAACGGGCGGGUUGAGAGCCGAUGUGAAUGUUAGCGUGCGACGGACGGACGAUCCGUCGGGUAUACUGGGACAGAGAACCGAAAUCAAGAAUCUGAGCAGCUUCAAAGCUGUCGAGGAUGCUAUCAUUGCAGAGCGAGACCGGCAGAUUGCUGUUUUGGAGGCUGGCGGUGUCAUUGAGGGCGAGACCAGAGGCUGGUCGCUGGGCAGUACUGAGACGCGGCGACUACGUGGGAAGGAAGGGGAGGUUGACUACCGCUACAUGCCAGACCCUGAUCUCGGCCCCAUCAUCAUUGGAGAGGACUUGGUCGAGCGCUUGAGAAGUACUAUGGGCGUACUACCCGAUGCGGAGUUGGACAAACUGAUUGAGGAGCACGGGCUGUCAUCUAAAGACGCUCUGGCAUUGAUGCUCCUCGACAACGGCGGCAGGCUUGAAUAUUUCUACGACGUCCUUGACCAUUUGACCGCUCGUGUGCUUGCCACGCGUGAUCAGGAGCCUCAGCCUGAGGAGACGAGAGAAUCAACAAAGCAACGCUCUAUUCUGGCUAGCAACUGGGUUCUACAUGAGCUCGGCCGUCUGACUUCGGAUCGGAACACCUCCUUGGCUGAAACUACAAACGAGCUCGGCAUGACAGCUACUGGCGAGUGCGAACGCGUACCUGCUCAUGACCUGGCUGAUAUACUCUGGUAUCUCCACAAUAUGUCAAUCACCUCGCGGGUUGCCAAGGAGCUGCUUUUCGCUGUCUUCCGUGGGGAUCUUGUAAAUACCGUCGAGACCGGGCCUAUGGACAUAGGCUUUGCCAUCGAACAAGGUAAUCUGUGGUUUGACGAGCUAUCCGAAGCAGAGUAUCACGACUUGGCUGAGGAGGCAUUGUCCGGAGAGGAGAGAGUGUUGAAGGAUUUUGUUGGAUACCAACGAUACCCUCAAGGAAAGCUUAUGUUCCUUGUUGGGAGGAUGAUGAAGCUUGGUGCUGAAGAGAGGAUCGAUCCAAAGUCGGCCGAGCGAGUGAUGAAGCAUUUGAUUGAAGAAAAGGUGAAGGCCCACUAG
Phaeoacremonium minimum UCRPA7 is the source of this 1962-nucleotide messenger RNA. RefSeq names its product putative aspartyl glutamyl-trna(asn gln) amidotransferase subunit b protein. The coding region runs from base 1 to 1962 and encodes 653 amino acids. Gene Ontology annotation, biological process: glutaminyl-tRNAGln biosynthesis via transamidation; mitochondrial translation. The record is from RefSeq and is a predicted model, not a curated record. NCBI's taxonomy places the organism in Eukaryota, Fungi, Ascomycota, Sordariomycetes, Togniniales, Togniniaceae. Gene Ontology annotation, molecular function: glutaminyl-tRNA synthase (glutamine-hydrolyzing) activity. The transcript has a single exon.